GCCGCAGCAGCAGCAGCAGCAGGAGCCGCAGCGGCAGCAGCAGUGUGCGGCAGUCUGCAGGACAGGAGGCGCACGGCACGGCCCGGCCCGGGACCCUCUCCCCGCUCACCAUGGAGUUUUUAAUGGGAAAUCCGUUCAGCACGCCGGUGGGACAGCUCAUCGAGCGUGCGACCAGUGCCAGUUUACCGUCUGACGACUGGGAGCUGAACAUGGAAAUCUGUGACAUGGUCAACAGCUCGGAGGAAGGACCCAGAGAUGCCGUCAGAGCCAUUAAGAAGAGGAUUGUGGGAAACAAGAACUUCAAGGAGGUCAUGCUGACACUUACUGUUCUGGAGACUUGUGUGAAGAACUGCGGCUACCGGUUUCACAUCCUGGUGACGACACGAGACUUCAUCGAGGGAGUUUUGGUCCGGUCCAUCAUCCCGAGGAACAACCCUCCGUUAGUCCUGCACGACAGAGUGCUGAGCAUCAUACAGGCGUGGGCCGACGCAUUCCGCAGCUCGCCCGACCUGACGGGCGUGGUGUCGGUGUAUGAAGACCUGCGCAGGAAGGGCCUGGAAUUCCCCAUGACUGAGCUGGAUGGCUACACACCAGCUCAGUCCACUAAGAAGGCUGUGUCUGGGAAUGGGCCUGCUGUAACCACUCUGCCUUCUCUGCGUCUGUCUUCCAAACCGCCGCUUAUCCCGCCUCAGACCUCUGAGUUAAAAAUGGCCCUUGAGGGAAACAAUGCCUUGACUCCCAGCCAGGUGAAAAUGCUGAAGACGGAGCUGGGAGUGGUGCGGAGUAACCUCACCAUGAUGUCCGACAUGAUGAGCCAGCUGGAUCCCGUCACGGUCAAACAGGCGGACAUGGAGCUGCUGGAGCAGUUAUACACAGUUUGUAAGGAAAUGCAGGACAGGAUAGUGAAGAUCGUCCCCAAACUCAGCGAGGAGAAGCUCAUCGAGGAGCUGCUGGCAACUAACGAUGAGAUGAACACCACUUUCACACGCUACCAAAGGUUUGAACGGCGGCUAACAAAUGGUCAAAACACAACACAGAAGAAUCACACCUACGUCAACCUGGCGGACCUCGAUUGGAAGAGCGACGCCGUCAGCCAAUCAGGGCUCACGCUGGGGACGAGCGACAGCUCGCUCAGCCUGUCAAAAGCCGACAGUUUAUCCAGUCAGAUGGCAAAACUUAGUACAAGUGAAUCUGAUGACACAUUAUCACAGCAGAUCAAUAACUCAGCCCAACACAAAACAAGCGAUCAGAGUGAAGUGGACGGUCUGGCUCGAGCUCAGGACAGAGUACGAAACCCUGGAACGGAUGAGAGUCCGGCCUCGUCCCACAACUCCUCACCAAAGUUAGAUUGGAUGAUUAAGCGGGGAAUGAUUCCCAUCAAUCAGUCCAAUGUAAUGGACGAUAUCGAGAAGUGGCUUGCUUUGGAUGACGAGUAUGACGACUUCGAGGACACUGAUGGUGUGACCAGUGAAGAGUUUGACAAGUUUUUGGCAGAAAGAGCCAAAGCAGCAGAUCGCCUACCAUCGCUGAGGACUUCCUCAGAGGACGCCAACCACUCAGAGUCUUAAUCCGCUCCAAAACCUGCCAGACUAACACGACUCAUGAAGCUCCUGCACACACAGGCUGGAAAAACACACACACACUGAGGCGGCUACACGCUGUGCGAUUUUUGGCCAUUAUAGAUGAAUGAUGGGAAAUCAUGGCGAUGUCUUCGAUCGUGACUUCUAAUCUGUGAUCAUAUAUUGGAACGUGAAGGCAGUUCAUCUAGAGAUUUUACUAAAAUACAGAAGAAAACGAUGCUCAAAGUGACAGUUCGGGCUGCACAAUAUCAGGUCAACAUGUCAUAAUCCUGUAUUCAAAUGACAAAAUUGCAAUCAAUACACACAUUUAAGCAUAGAAUAAAUAAUGAUAUUUGAGAUUUGUUGAAAACCAGUGUUAUUUCUCUUUCCUCUAAUUCAUAAUAGCUCUCCCACGUUUUGGGCUACAUGUACCUUCUGUAGGACAGUAGACUUAAUCUGAUUAAUCAAACAUGUUAAGAUGCAGAACAUGCAUGCACAGUGUAUCGAAACAUUACAGCUCAGUGUUUUGCAACAUGUGAAGUGUUUAAUUUGAUAUUGCUGUAAUGUGAGAUUUUGCAAUAUAUUGUGCAGCCCUAAAAGCAAUAGUUUGCAGAUUUCCCAUGGAGUAAAACGUUGGACCAUGUCCACAUUCCCUGGACCUAAGUGUAGCUUUAUAUUCAGUGUUAGCUUCUGUUAUUUC
Salarias fasciatus (jewelled blenny) is the source of this 2259-nucleotide messenger RNA. It is a transcript of the gene tom1, whose product is annotated as target of myb1 membrane trafficking protein. Gene Ontology annotation, biological process: signal transduction. Bases 111 to 1568 code for a protein of 485 amino acids. Gene Ontology annotation, cellular component: membrane; endosome. Gene Ontology annotation, molecular function: ubiquitin binding; phosphatidylinositol binding; clathrin binding. The record is from RefSeq and is a predicted model, not a curated record. The transcript is spliced from 16 exons. NCBI's taxonomy places the organism in Eukaryota, Metazoa, Chordata, Actinopteri, Blenniiformes, Blenniidae.